Python bivittatus (Burmese python) is the source of this 1714-nucleotide messenger RNA. RefSeq names its product poly(A) binding protein nuclear 1 (gene PABPN1). Gene Ontology annotation, molecular function: poly(A) binding. NCBI's taxonomy places the organism in Eukaryota, Metazoa, Chordata, Lepidosauria, Squamata, Pythonidae. Gene Ontology annotation, cellular component: nucleus. The record is from RefSeq and is a predicted model, not a curated record.
CGAGGGCGACCCCGGCGACUCCGCCAUCGAGGACCCGGAGCUGGAAGCCAUUAAAGCCAGAGUUCGAGAGAUGGAGGAAGAAGCAGAGAAGUUGAAAGAGUUGCAAAACGAAGUUGAGAAGCAAAUGAAUAUGAGCCCUCCACCUGGCAAUGCUGGCCCAGUCAUCAUGUCUUUAGAAGAAAAGAUGGAAGCCGACGCCAGAUCUAUAUAUGUAGGAAAUGUAGAUUAUGGGGCAACUGCGGAAGAGCUGGAAGCCCACUUCCACGGCUGCGGCUCUGUCAACCGUGUGACGAUCCUCUGUGACAAGUAUACAGGCCAUCCCAAGGGGUUUGCCUACAUUGAAUUUUCCGACAAGGAGUCGGUACGAACGUCCUUAGCAUUAGACGAAUCCCUUUUCAGGGGGAGACAGAUCAAGGUGAUUCCUAAACGGACCAAUCGCCCUGGGAUCAGCACCACAGACCGAGGCUUCCCCCGGACCCGGUACCGAGGGAGAGGAUCUGGUUACAGCAGUUCCCGGGCCCGUUUCUACAGUGGCUUCAGCAGCAGGCCGCCCCGAGGGCGUGCUUACAGGGGCCGGGCCAGAGCGACCUCAUGGUAUUCCCCUUACUAAAAACAAAAAAAGUGGUUGUUUUAGGAAGGAGGAAAAAAAAAAAAGGAAAAAAAAUGAAGAUUGUUACCAUGAUGGAAAAAAAAUACUGUUGGUGGGAGGAGAAUGUUUCUAAUGCUGUGCAGAGAAAGAGGGUUGACGUAUAUGGGAGGGGGGCAAAAUAAAACUGUGGGGGGGCAAGCUGUUGUUAAACGCCUGGUAGUAUUGUUGAAAGUUGCCCUCUCCACCCUUCCCUUCCAUUUGCAGAUCUGGGAAUACUGGGCUAUUCUUCCUCUGUGUUUUUAUGAGGGGGCAGUUAUGGGGAGGUCUGGGAGGGCGUCCCGCCCCUCCCGGGUUCUGUGAUCGUUUUGUUUUUCUUCUGCACCCUUGCUCCAUUGUGUUUGUGUGUGUGCGCAUCUCUGUGCUUGGUUUCUUCCGCUUUCUUUGCUCUCUCUUUGCCCUGCCCUGCCCUGCCCUGCCCUCCCCCACCCCGACCCAAAUGGAUUAGCCGGGAAGAAGCUGGCAUUCACGGCUUCAUCGGUACCAUUUCCAGACAUUUCCACUCCAUGUUUGUUUCUGCUUGGGGUAGCCUCAAAUGCCUCAUCCUGUUCUGAUUAGGGGUUGCAGAGGGAUCCUUCCCUGAGCCUGCACUUCUUCUCGAUCAUCUCUUUGGCCCUUUCCCCUAAUGCUCUUCUGCACCCGAAGCAUCAUUCUAAAAUAAGGCUGGGGUGAUUCCUGUUAAAAAUGGUUACCCCGCCUUCAUUCCUGCUCUUGCUCACCAUUCAGGUCAUAGGUGCUCUGCUCCUCCUGUUCUCCUCCAUGUCUCCCUAGGGGUAUGUUAUAUGCCUUGUUUGAGUGUCUUUAUCUUCACAGGUUCCUUUAUUUUUUAGCCUGAAGAAAUACACCGAAACCUGAAGCUGUAGAGACCAGGGGCAGGGGAAAGGACUCCCUGGAGGGUUUGGUGGGUGUUGGGAACCAGAUUUCCAUGCGGGAGAAUGGCUUAAAAAAAAAAAAAAGAGGGAAAAAAAAAGAGGAAAAAAGUUCAGGUUGGGGGGGUGGGUACAGAGGAAGAAGCAGAAUGUUAUAAGGGUGGAAAAAAAAAUAAAGAUGUUUUUGGAAAAAACAACA